Messenger RNA from Megachile rotundata (alfalfa leafcutting bee), 4376 nucleotides. It is a transcript of the gene UbcE2H, whose product is annotated as ubiquitin conjugating enzyme E2H. The record is from RefSeq and is a predicted model, not a curated record. NCBI's taxonomy places the organism in Eukaryota, Metazoa, Arthropoda, Insecta, Hymenoptera, Megachilidae.
GGGAUCUUUUCCCCUACAGAGCCAUUUUCCCUAUGGAAGUCUACCAUGCCCGUCGGUGUACACGCACCACAAACGCAACUCAAAAAGACACGAAAAUAAAAAAAAGAAAAAACGUAACGAUGUUUGGCCGUAUCGUCUACCAUAAUUCUAGUGACAUUAUCGAAACGAAGGAAUCAGUGGUGAUUCGCGACGAGCAGCAGGGAUUUUGUACAUACGGUGCGCGCGCAUCCAGUGGCACGACGUAAGACAGAGGUAGCAGCGAGCAAGAGAGCAGUACAGAAACGGAAUCAGAUGUGGUGAAGUCUGUGAGUUGACAGUGGGGUGCACCUCGAACAGGCGUUCCAUAGUGGUGGAGGCGGAGGAGGUUUUAGGGGAAAGAAUUGUUUUCUGUGUGCGCGAGAAACGUGUCGACGGUAAAAGUCCAACGGAACGGAUACAUCGUCGGUGAUGGUGAAAUGAUCCUCUAGCCCGAGGAUUUCGUCUCGGUCCGCUCGGACAAAGAGGAGAACCCUUUCGAUAUCGCCGUUCUUCGAGGGAUCCUACGCUCGUUCAUCCGUAGGAAACAUCGUUAAACGCUGACGUCGCAAAAUUCGUCCGGGUGUCGUUUUCUUUCGCGGUCGAGGCGUCGAACAUCUAGCGACCAUCACGCGCGCGUGUCUUUGUUUUUUUCGUUUCGUGAUACCAACUUGCUCGUCCACGGGAAAAAACAGUGUGUUAUAUCACGGUUGGUGAAAGACUAACUUCUGUUGUGCGGCUAAUAACUUUGUAGCAGUGCAGAGGCCCUUCCUGAACGACGAUCGAGCUCAGCUGAUUCAAGGACUUGCUGCGAAGGGCUCUGCUGCGUUUUAAUAGAUAAAUAUGUCGUCCCCCAGCGCUGGAAAACGACGUAUGGACACGGACGUUCUCAAAUUAAUAGAAAGCAAGCAUGAGGUGACGAUUCUAGGAGGAUUAAACGAAUUUUCCGUGAAAUUCUACGGUCCAAGGGGCACACCUUACGAGGGUGGAAUAUGGAAGGUGAGGGUUCACUUGCCCGAGCACUACCCCUUCAAAUCUCCUUCGAUCGGUUUUAUGAACAAGGUGUACCACCCUAACAUUGACGAAGUCUCUGGCACGGUGUGUCUAGACGUAAUAAACCAGGCCUGGACUGCCCUUUACGAUUUAUCGAAUAUUUUCGAGUCUUUCCUACCCCAAUUGUUAACAUAUCCUAAUCCAAUUGACCCUUUAAAUGGCGACGCCGCGGCCAUGUAUCUACACAAACCUGAGGAGUACAAGAAGAAGGUAGCAGAUUACGUGAGGAAAUACGCGACGGAGGAGGCGCUAAGGGACCAGGAGAACGGCGGUACCGAAAACGGUGUGUCGUCCGACAGCGAGUCUUCGAUGAGCGAUUUCAGCGAGGACGAAGCACAGGACAUGGAGUUGUAACCAAAUAUUUUACCAUCCGUACCCAUAUCCUUAAUCUCGAUUCCCUGUAAACACUCCGAUCGCUCGUCCUACCAAAUAGAUGCUUACAUUCGAACCACCAGACAGACAUCACUGUCGGUUUAGCCAACAUGGCACACUCGUCACUUCGUUUCCUAGGGAACACGUUUGAACUGCGACCAGAUUGUUGUUAAAUUAUUAUCCGGCAGGUAAACGAAACAAGAAGGAAGCGUUAGAGAAAAAGAAAAGUACAGUAAAAGUCGAUGAGAGAAAAAAAAGUAACAUAAUCGCUUUUGGAGUUCUCUUUUAAAAGGGAGACGCAACAACGUCGCGUUGUUUUUACCGAUCGAGAGAGGAUUUUUUCUUUUCUUUUUGUUCCCCAUGGGGUCAGUUUGUCUAAAAUCGAUCAAUGGUCGUGAACAAUCGUUCAUGUCUCGUGAUUGACCACGCGAUUGCUCUUUUUUUUUGUUUAUUAUUUUUUAGUUGGUUGUACCCUCCUCGUUUCGGGUUUCUCUUCCUUUCUAACCGAUAUGUUUGCGUACACGGUCAGACAGACCGUGCAUAGAGGUUAACGUUGCACGAACACGAAGGAAAGUUGUUGAUUUCGUUUACCGACGAUUUGUAUCUCUUACGGUUGUUGCAACUCGUGUUACGUUGUGUUUUAGCGAGCUUUGUUGUUCGUACACGCUGCGAGAAUAAUUCGCGGGGUGAGCAGGGUGUUCGAGUACGUCAACAUUUUAGGGGAUGUAAAAAGACACCUUCUCUGUCGUAUAUUGUUUUAGUUUGAAUUAAAAUUUAGCUUAGGAUUAAGAAACAGGUUUAACCCUUGAAAUCAUGAGUACAAUUUCACCUCAACGAUUAUGCAGAACAGUUAUUUGCAAUCACGUUUAUUUUUCUGGCGUUGCGUGAAAGUUUGUAAUUAAUGGAAUAUUUAAAUUAUGUUAUCCAUUGUUUAAUAUCAAACCAUGUGUACUAUUAUUUAAUAUCAAAUUAAUAGCAUGGCGGUUAAUAGGCUUUUACCGUUAUCGUUCACUUUUAAAACAGAAACAAGACCGGGGUGAAUUUUCAUGCAUGAUAUCAACGUUUAAUUAUAGUCUCCGUGGCGAUUAUAGACUUUUAAGGGUUAAAACUGAAAUUUAGUUAACUUAAGAUUAUAAGGAUUGUACGUAGUAACUCAAGCUCUAUGGAUGAUAUUUUUAAAUAAAAAUUUGUGUUCUUAACGACAAAAAUUAUAAGCUACUGCACCUUUUCUGGAUUAUGGGGUUGCUCUGAAAAUUUUUUAAAACGUUGUUGAUAUAAUUAUUUCAAAAUUUACUUAAUAAAAUCUAAAUGCCAAAUAAAAUUUAUAAAGACAGUAGAUACAAUAAUGUUUAACCCUUGUUGCAAAUGAACGAUAUAAAAUUUUGUAUGUUAAAUAACAUUUUUGUAUGUAAAAUGAAAUGAAGAUGUUUAUGUGUAGUGCUAUUAUAUCAACGUUAUUAUGUAAAACUGAUUAAAAAUGAUUACAUUGAAAAAAUCACUUUUUGAAAAAAUAUUAAAUGACACCUCUUUGUAUUUCCACUUGUGUGAAUAAAUUUUAAAACCAGACCUUUUAAAUACAUAUUAGAAAAUCUCUUGUAAAAUUGAAGACAUGCAACAAAGGGUUAAAUGUUUCCAGUAAAUCAUCAAUAAUGCAUGCAAUUACUAACAAUGGUAUUUACACGCGCUGUAAAAUUAAUUCUCAAAUUGUAAUUACUCUACAAGCUAGAAACUAAGAAAAUAAUAAUUGUAUGAAAGUUAAAAUACCAUCCUAAUUUUACCGCCACUCAGAAUUCUUUUACACUGUCGCUAAAAAUGUUCGCAAUUAAAAUUGUCAGAGCCUACGGCAGCGAAGGUGUCAACCCUAAUUUUAACGAAUAACUUCAACGAUACCGUCAACACCCUGUGAUCAUUUAGCAAUUAUUAUUCUCGCACGUUACGAAAAUUCAUUUCCGCUGUAGAGUAACGACUCUUUUGUUGCUUUCACGAAACUAUUUUUCACGAUCGCAAUUCUCGACGAUGAGAAAAGAAACAGAUGCUGAAAGCCAAGGUGCAGGCGAUGACACCCUUCGAUCAUCGAUAUCUCUUUUUCUUUUUCCGUUGUCGAUUACCUCUCUCUAUACGUUUGAUUUCCGUCGAAGAGAAAAGAAAGCGAACUAAGAGAAAAAAGAAAAAAAAAAAGAAUUUGGAAAAUGGGUACUAGGUCCAUCUUCCUUGUCAUUGUUCUGUCAUCACCAUCCCUAAACGUUUCCCUCGUAGGGCGGAGCAGCCGGGACAGGCUUCGACGACAGUGUUGAAGACACUAACAAGCCUACGUUAUAAACGGCGUUUAAGUAACGAUGUUAAUGUCGGAUUGUCCCAACCGCAGUUGAAAUCUGCACGCUCAACGAUGAUUCUCGAGAGAAGAGAAACGAUCGACGAAGACCGGUGUCGAUUCGAAGCGUCCAGCAUGGCCUUCUGUAGCGAAACUGACGCGAACACCUCGAAUCCUUCGCGUAUUAUUGGACGAUCACGAGAGGACGAAGAAGCCUCGGCCACGCCGGAAGUGCACCAGUAUUCGGAUAUGGACGUAGACUCGAUUAACUCGCCGGCCGGAAGUAGAAGCGGCAAUUUGGAUAGCGGCACAGUCUGAUACGGUGAUGAUGGACUCUGUUUGGAGAGCGCGGUGCAGCGACGUGCGUGUGGGCUGCAGUCGUGGACAGUGAUCGGACUGGGAAGAAGGAUUCUCGGUAUUCGUCUAGCCUACACGUCAUCGCUGCACGCCCCGUGCACGUCGUUGCCCCGUGAGCUCUUCGUCGGGCACGUUUACUGCCCAAACACCGGUCCAAUCACUGGUCAAACACCGAUCGUCGCGAAUAUCUCCUGGUGAAGUCUCUUUAUAUAUAUACAUAUAUUUUAUUAUACGUGUCUGAUUUAGAACGGCGAUUAUUGUUUGUACA